CAGUGACAGCUAGCUGUCAGAAAGUGAGUUCAUUCCCCGGAGCAGAGACACGGAGAGCGUUGACAAUAGUUUUUUUUUUGCCUUUCCGUUCAUUACCUUGUACCUUAAACCGGCGACACAAUAGACAGGGGUUUUUCACCGAGCCCGGCCAUGGACGAACAGGCAGGGCCCGGCGUGUUCUUCAACAACAAUAACAACCCUAUUCUACCCGGUGGUGGUAAGGGACCGCUGCCUGAUGGCGACGCUGGGGAGGCGGCCCGGGCUCAGUACAGUAUCCCGGGGAUCUUGCACUUCCUGCAGCACGAAUGGGCCCGUUUCGAGGUGGAGAGGGCACAAUGGGAGGUGGAGCGGGCCGAAUUACAGGCCCAGAUCGCCUUCCUGCAGGGGGAGAGGAAGGGCCAGGAGAACCUGAAGAAGGACCUGGUGAGGCGGAUCAAGAUGCUGGAGUUUGCCCUGAAGCAGGAGCGGGCGAAAUACCACAAGUUAAAGUAUGGGACGGAGCUGAACCAAGGUGACAUGAAGGCACCAACCUAUGACUCUGAUGAGGCCAAUGAGAACGAGGGGCCCGGCCAACUCAACAAUCAGCUGUCGUGGAAACAAGGCAGGCAGCUCCUCAGACAGUACCUCCAGGAGGUGGGCUACACAGACACCAUCCUCGAUGUGAAGUCCCAGCGGGUGAGGGCCUUGCUGGGCCUGGCUGGGGACAGCGGAGGGGGGAAGCCGGGAGAGAAGGCCAGCGCGGAGCCCCUGGUCAACGGGACGGACACCUCGACGAAGGGCAUGGCGACCAGAGGGAAAACGGAGUUGUCGGACCCCAGCGCCGUGCUGGAGGCCUUCAAGUUCAUCGAGAGCACGGCGGCGGAGUACAGCGACGAAGACGAGGACGAGGAGGGCGAGGGGAAGGAGCGCACCAUCAUGGAGUCCAGAACGAUCCUGAGGAAGAAGCCGUCGUCGUCGUCUUCCUCCACCUCGGUCCCGGCCAGCAUGGACACCAGCGAGGACCCCGACACAGAAGAGGCCCUGAAGGGCUUCGACUUCCUGUCCAGCCCGGACGAGAUGGACACCUCGCCCGAGUCAAGGGGCACGGGCGACGGUACGGACUGGGACAAGGACGAGCAGGACUCUGAGGCCUGGGAUGUGGACCAGGGCCUGAUAACCAAACUCAAGGAGCAGUACAGAAAGGAGCGCAAGGGCAAAAAGGGGGUGAAGAGGCCCAACCGGUCCAAGCUGCAGGACAUGCUGGCUAACCUCCGCGACGUGGAGGACUUGUCCCACAUGCAGCCCCCCGCCGCCCCCCAGGCCAGGCCCAGCGUGCCACGCCUCAACGAGCACGAGGCCAGCCGGCCGGACGAAGUGGAGGCGCUGACCUUCCCCCCCGCCUCGGGGAAGUCGUUCAUCAUGGGGGCCGACGAGGCCAUGGAGAGCGAGCUGGGACUGGGCGAGCUGGCGGGGCUCACCGUGGCCAACGAGGCGGACAUCCUGACCUACGACAUCGGCAACAACAAGGACGCGCUGAGGAAGACCUGGAACCCGAAGUUCACCCUGCGCAGCCACUUCGACGCCAUCCGGGGGCUGGCCUUCCACCCCAUUGAGCCCGUCUUGGUCACGGCGUCCGAAGACCACACCCUCAAAAUGUGGAACCUCCAAAAGACAGCUCCCGCCAAAAAGAGCACCUCUCUAGAUGUAGAACCUAUCUACACGUUCAGAGCUCACCGGGGAGCUGUUCUCUGUGUGGUGAUGAACAACACGGGGGACCAGUGUUUCAGCGGGGGCGUCGACGGGACCAUCCAGAGCUGGAACACGCCCAAUCCCAACAUCGACCCGUACGACUCCUACGAGCCGUCUGUCCUGCGGGGGGCGCUGUCCGGACACACGGACUCGGUGUGGGGGCUGGUGUACAGCAGCGCCCACCAGCGCCUGCUGUCCUGCUCCGCCGACGGCACCGUGAGGCUGUGGGACGCCAACAACACCAACCCCGCGCUGGCCGUCUUCAACGAGAACAAGGCGCUCGGCGUGCCCUCCUCCGUGGACCUGGUGUGCAGCGAGCCCGCCCACAUGGUCACCUCCUUCACCAGCGGGCAGAUCGGCCUCUUCAACAUGGAGACCAGACAGCUGGUCCUCAGCCUGGAGACCGCCGUGGACUCGGGCACGCCCUGCCAGAUCAACAAGGUGCUGAGCCACCCCACGCUGCCCAUCACCAUCACGGCCCAGGAGGACCGCCACAUCAAGUUCUACGACAACAACAGCAGCAAGCUCAUCCACUCCAUGGUGGCGCACCUGGACGCCGUCACCAGCCUCGCCGUGGACCCCAACGGACUCUACCUGAUGUCGGGCAGCCACGACUGCUCCAUCCGCCUGUGGAACCUGGAGAGCAAGACGUGCAUCCAGGAGUUCACGGCGCACAGGAAGAAGUUCGAGGAGUCCAUCCACGACGUGGCCUUCCACCCGUCCAAGUGCUACAUCGCCAGCGCCGGGGCCGACGCGCUCGCCAAGGUCUUCGUAUGACGCGGGGGCGGGCCCAUCACGCCUCGCCCCGCCCUCCUCCUCCUCCUCCCCCCCUCAACCGCCACCGCAGUCCCCACCACCACCACCACCACCACCGCCGCUGGCACCGCCCGCCCUCGCCCACAGACGCAGCCUCCAACGGGUCAGGGACCAAUCAGAGAGAGAGAGACGGACGUAAGGGCGGGGCGAACGCCGCACGCAGGUUUCCAGUGAUCGCCGGCGCCCGCUGCCCUCCUCCCUGAACGUGGGUUGGUUGGUUCCCCCCCCCUCCCAUUUUGACGGGCAGACUAUGUAGCCAAUCCCCUGCUCCCCUCCGGGGGGGCGGGCCCUGAACGCUCACGCUGUGCGGGCCGUGGUUGGCUGGGAGGCGCGUUCGAUGGACAGACGGUUCCGGGGCGCACGGUACCCGAGACGCCCAUCGAGCAUCCAGGCCGGACCUGGUUAACUGACAACAAGAGGACCCUCUCUCACACACACAACCCCUAGCCUACCCCUAGCACCUAGGGGCUCAUCACACACACACACACACACACACCUGCACUUGCAUCUCACACACACAGUCGCAUAACACGCACACACACACUCGCACCGCACACACUCGCAUAACACUUACUCACACCCGCAUACUGCACACACUUGCAUAACAUCCACACACGUACACAUAACACGGACACGCAGCAUUAUCCACUUCACAGGAGAUUGAAGAGAGUACACUGGAGAAAUGAGAUUUUAAACCGCUCCUCUGCCCCCCCCCCCCCCCCCCCCCCCCCUCCGCUCCCCCAGGUGUGAGCCGCUGCUCCCCCACCUGUGAUAGUGUUGCAGACGCGGGGGUCUCUGCAGGUUUACCCGAGCUAUUGUGGAAAUAUUCUUUGGCUUUUCUCUAACCCCCACCCCCACCCCACCCCUGAGACGGACUCUGCCUGCCCGCCUGCUUGCCUUUUGCUUUUCUUUAGAAAAAAUAUGACAACAAAACACUUAUUGACAAAUGUGCCUUUGAUUAAAAAGAAAAAGGUAUUGAAAAAUGUAAUUUUACCUUCCUUGUUUUGGGCAGCAGGAAGGGUUGGGGUCUAUACGCUGGAGGUAAGGGUUGUCACAAUGUUGUCCAUUUUAAGAAAACAUUGGAUGUACAAUUACAAAUACUUAUAAUAAACAAAAAUAUAUAUCCAGUCUUAAAAAUCUAUCGUGCAGCGUGAGUUUGAUUUCCUGUUUUUGGUAAAACGUGGCCGGGGAAUCACAUUCUGUUUGUUUCAGUUUGCGUUUUAUUUUCGCUGGGGAGUGCAGCUGGCAGAGUGACACAGAUUACUGAGUAUAUUGCCUGUGUGUUGAUGAGUUGUACACGUGAAAGAGCUAAGAUAACAAAAAACUAUGUCUAAACAAUGUAAACCAUUUUGGUUAUAUAACUACAAUUUCAAAUUGGUCCUACCUACUUGUCCGUUUUAGGAAUAUCCAUUUGAUAUUUUGGCCAGUUUGCUCUUGUUUUAAUGGAUUGGCUUGUGCUGUAUGUAGUUUUCCCCCGAUGGGUAAGACCUGCCCGAACCGCAGUCUUGACUGUUCAUGUCCAAAAUAUAGAUGAGUAGACCAAUGUUUAGCAGGACGGUUGGCGCAGUACAUUAUAAGACUAUUCUAACUGAAAAUGAAACCUAAAGGAGCGGCGUCUAUGGUUAUCCUUCGGACCGAAAGGUUUUACUGGUAGGAUGUGUGCAGAACCGGAGUGGUCAGAAUCCACAUUAUGUUUAAAGUACAGCUUCAAUGAGCCUCUUUCUCAGUCACUGGUUUGUAUAUGAAAGUCUGUUCCAAAUAAAAAAACUGCUGUAAAAUCUUAA
Gadus morhua (Atlantic cod) is the source of this 4328-nucleotide messenger RNA. RefSeq names its product striatin. Gene Ontology annotation, molecular function: armadillo repeat domain binding; protein-containing complex binding; calmodulin binding. Lineage: Eukaryota; Metazoa; Chordata; Actinopteri; Gadiformes; Gadidae. Gene Ontology annotation, cellular component: dendrite. The record is from RefSeq and is a predicted model, not a curated record. The transcript has 17 exons. Bases 151 to 2505 code for a protein of 784 amino acids.